Morchella importuna is the source of this 3603-nucleotide messenger RNA. RefSeq lists its product as uncharacterized. Gene Ontology annotation, biological process: protein phosphorylation. Gene Ontology annotation, molecular function: protein kinase activity; ATP binding; protein binding. NCBI's taxonomy places the organism in Eukaryota, Fungi, Ascomycota, Pezizomycetes, Pezizales, Morchellaceae. The transcript is spliced from 6 exons. The coding region runs from base 1 to 3603 and encodes 1200 amino acids. The record is from RefSeq and is a predicted model, not a curated record.
AUGAGCCACUCCCGCAUGUGUAUCAGCUUGACAGUCGCGGGAUUUAACCCGAUAGAGUACGGUUUCCAAACGCCAUUACUCUGGGGCAUAUUCUUAGCGCAAUCUAGAGAAGAAAUCAAUAUCAGCAGUCAGUCCAUUACAACAUUUAGAGCGUCAACCUCCACGGCUCAGAGAAAAUCUAAGUUUCUGAGUCUCAUUCGCCAUAUUGGUAACGCCAUCGCAACUUUGGAAGGUGCUUCUGAGUUUUCUUCACUGCCUACAACAGUCAUCUCCCAAGUAGACGGUGAAACAGCCGAGUUUCUUGGGAGAGGAAAAACAUUCCAUGUCUCACGUCUUCCCCUGCCGGGAACACUUGAAUUGAAGAACUCAUGGCCGAAAAGGCUGGUCGUCCAGCCACCAGUUGGUAACCUGUUACCGAGAACUUACCACGCUAACCCCAUCACAUGUAAGAGACCCAUGAUCGAGUUUGAUAGUUUCGGAAAUCCAAAGGAAGGCGCAGUCGAAGAGAGGUUGGAGGCAGUAAUCCUUGAGGUUCGGGUCUUGACCCACCCGCCGAUGUAUUUCCAUAAAAACAUUGUCGACUUUCUAGGAAUCAGUUGGCAGUGUGAGCUACCGGAGGUUGAGCCUGGGCAAACAGAAACAGAUCUUCCUCCACCCAAGCGAGUGCCUGUCAUACUUCUCGAAUAUGCAAAGCAUGGAUCUUUGGAAGAUUUCAUGCAAACCACUUUGUAUGACGCGAUGUCAUUUGAUGGAAGAGUGAGUCUUUGUCGGGACAUUGCGGAGGGUCUUGCAGUUCUCCACAAACACCAGGUUGUACACGGAGAUAUAAAGCCUGACAAUAUUUUGAUAUUCGAGGCCGAUGAGAAGGAUACCAGUGUUUCGAAGGCCUUUGGGCUACGAGCGAAGCUUGCAGACUUUGGGUUCAGUGUUGGGUUUUCGGGGGACAACGGUACAGAGAAGUUCAGUUUGAAAGGACGUACAUGGCCUUGGAAUGAUCCGGAAUGGAAUAAGCCACGCACCUGGACUCAAUUGAAAAAGUCGGAUGUAUUUUCCUACGGAUUACUAGUCUGGACUUUACUUGCGAAAAAGGAUAUUGGGGCGCUGUUUGACUUGGAGGGGAAGGAUUAUGAUAGAAAUAAUCCAGAAAUUAGAGAUGAGAUUGAAAGACUGAAGGAUUGGACGUUAAGCUCGAAUGCGUCGACUUAUUUUAAACAUAGCGGCAAGGUGAUCGAAACAUUGGUUCAAUGCCUAUUCCGAUGCUCGCUGGAACCAGAUGCGGAUAGGCGAGGAUCGAUGGAGGAUAUUCUACGAAUCUGGGAUACAUGGUUCUUUGGUGACGGUCCUUAUGUCCCCAUUCCCCCAGGCACCACUCUUCGUCCCGAGCUAGGUCUUCAACGUAUCGAAACUGUUUCGUUCCAACGUAUCGUCGGGGGCAUUCGUCUGUUUCCGGUUUCAAUCAAAAAGGAGUUUACAGAGAUCUGCUUUGAUCAAAACCUUCCUCCCGAUGAAAGAUGCCAGGCAAAAGUCUUCCGGGCCUUCUCCCUUCUCAUGGGAUGGGUGGAUAAGCCGGACUUCCCAGAGGCGAAGCGUCUUAUAGACGAGUGCGCAUCCACGCACCCUCCCGUGGCGAUAUUUCAACCAAUGUUCUUUGAGAUGAGUGAAUCUAGGAGUUUUACAUCCGCCUCCCAAGGAAAGUGCACAGAAUAUGAGCAGCAGGCAUUCAAGAGCCUUAUGACUAUGGCACAUACUUCAAACAGUUACGAGGUCUUCCAACAACUUAUGCGAUACUUCCCGAUGCCGAAAAAUGCAUCGUACAGUCGCCUUCGCAGUCUAAAUUACAGAAUACACUUAUAUGGUAUUCCAGAAUUGGCUUAUUCAGAUGCAUUUUCCCAAGAAACGGACCUUGAUGAGCUUGUAGCUAUACAGAUGGCCGAUAUCGAGAGAUUUCACAGGACAGCAAAGGUUUUGGCCUUAGGUCACAGCGCGUUUCAUUAUGCGGUUUCUUCCGGCUUUGUAGAGGCUGUUGACCUGCUUUUACAGACAGAGGGAUUUCGGACGGAGUUCCUCGAGUUCAAAGACGCCCUUGGAUUUACACCUCUUCUAUCGGCAUGCCGACUAGGGAACUUCAGGAUCGCGAAGCUUCUUAUCGGUGCCGGGUCAAAUGUCACAGCAAAGACCAGCUAUGGAGAAACUAUCUUACACUUCCUUUGCGAGUUCGAGCCGGAUGAGAUGAGCGAGAUUGCGGAUGUGAUUAUGGCUCUGGGUGGCUCCACUCUAGUCAACACAGUCUGUACCGAGCGUUACUUCCCUCAUGAAUUUGUUUCAGCUAUGAUGUAUCUGAUUGGGCCUCCCUUAAACACUGCUAUCAUGAGAGGCAACAUCAAAUUGAUUAAAAUCCUCCUCAAGUACGGAGCUAGCCCGGUGCGAGGACGAGUGUAUGGGGACUGCCCUUUGGAAAUUGCUGCGUCUGCUCACUGCGCUGACGCAUUGAGGAUCUUCUGGAAUGCCUUCCCCGAAGCCCAGGAAUGGAGGGAUGGCAGGCUAUUGAGAGCUGCGAUCCGUGGGUUUGCAGAAUUCCAGAAGCAAUACUUCCAUGGACCCCUCAGGACAAAGAUGAUGCAGGAUACCAUCGACAUUCUUAUAGAUAGGCUUCUAGAGGCCGGGCUCACUUUGACAAUAGGCGAUGUUCCGCUCAUUCAUUAUGCCACCAAGGUUGGUACGGUGCAGCUUGUAGAACAUAUCCUCAUAAGGACCGACGCGAUGGAUAUCAAUACCUACUGUCAAGAGAAGACGCCAAUCCAUGUUGCCAUUGAGAGAGGUACAAACGAGCUCUUUCAUCUAUUGAUUAAGUAUGGCUCAAACCUAUAUCUCAAAAUGGAGGGUCGAUCAUGUUUGUCACGAUGUGCCCUGGGUAUGGGCUCGACAAGCGAGAUGCAAGAAUACCUUCUUGGGUGCGGCGUUGGUAGAGAGGCUGAUGGAAGCUAUCCUGAUGCAUUGACGGAUGCGGUCGGUACGGGUAAGCUGAAGGAUGCUUCGGCUUUACUGGCUGCAGGAGCUUCUAUUGACGAAUUGACAACUAAAGGCGGGGGCUGGACUACGUUUGGGUUGAUUGUACGAACAUGUGGGUACAACUCUGUAGCGUUUAUGACUUUCCUAUUCGACCAUCAAUUAGCCCUUGGACGGAAACCCGCAGGCUUUAUGGCACUACCGAUGGUGGGGUGGACCGUGUUGCACGUAGCUGCUCUUAUUCCUUUCACCACUCCUUUCUACGAUCGUGUAAUCUUAUCAAAUGUUCUCGACUAUCUUCUCGACAAGUUCUGCUCCCCUGAACACCUCAACGCCCAGGAUAUGGACGGGUACACGCCCCUUCAUCUUGCUGCACAGAAUGGAAAUCCUAUGCUUAUCCGAAGACUACUGGCAUUCGACGCAAUUGACAUCACGAUCAGAUCACAUGAUGGAAAGUCCGUAUACGAUUGCGCUCUAGAACAUGAAUCUAUGGGCGUUCCUGAGAUCAUAUCUAACAUGGGGGUUCGGGCUGUGAAAAGUUACACCGACGAUAUGCGUGAUACAAUAGCCCUACUACACCCGUUGAGAGGGUAUUGA